This is a messenger RNA of Rhineura floridana, 1069 nucleotides long. RefSeq lists its product as uncharacterized. NCBI's taxonomy places the organism in Eukaryota, Metazoa, Chordata, Lepidosauria, Squamata, Rhineuridae. The transcript is spliced from 2 exons. Gene Ontology annotation, molecular function: nucleic acid binding; zinc ion binding. The record is from RefSeq and is a predicted model, not a curated record. The coding region runs from base 19 to 711 and encodes 230 amino acids.
UCAGCCUUUGCUGCACGGAUGGGCAGAAAUGUGGAACGUUGGGCUGACACAGCCGAGGCUGUAACCCGAGAGGAGGUUUUAGAUCUGUUUGCAAAAGAACUGUUUUACAGACGCCUCCCUCGAGAUUUGAUGGCUCUGGUCAGAGACCAGCAGCCCCGUUCUCUGACUGAAGCAGGCAUGCUAGCCGAUCGUAUGUUUAAAAACAGAGCUGAAGAAAAGUAUACUUUGUUUCGGAGACCGGAGUACGUUCCUGUGAAACCGCUGAGGCGAGAGACCGCAGGUAUGCAGAAACCAGGGCAACCGGCGAAGGAAGAGAAAGGGGGGCCUGCUGGCUACUUCAAAGUGCCUUCCGCCCGGCCCGAGGCUGCAUUGCAAGAGAAGCCCCGUGGAGAAAUAAUCUGCUUUAAAUGUGGGCAAAUUGGUCAUAAGGCUAAUUCCUGUUCUAAAACCUUGUCUAAGCCCAAUCCUGCUGGAAGGAAGAACCCAAAGGUUGCUCCAGUUGCACGCGUGAGAGACUUAACGUCCCCUGGAGCGGAACCUCCUGAACUUUCUUCAUGGUCGUCAGCCGAGGAGAAUGAAGGAGCAGAAUCGGAUUUUGUAUUUUCUGCCCCAAAUUCACAAGACCGUCCUGAGACCCCUCGUGGACCAGUUGUUAAAGCCCUGUCGGAAGCUGAACCAGAUUUCCCAAGUGGAUCCGUAUCCUUUGCCUAGGAUGGACCAUUUAAUAGAAAGACUGGGAGCAGCAAAAUACAUCACUACACUGGAUUUAACUAAGGGAUAUUGGCAAGUGCCUCUAGAUGGGGACGCUGCUGUGAAAUCUGCUUUUGUCACGCAUAUGGGCUUGUUCCAGUUCAAGGUUCUCCCAUUCGGACUUCGAAAUGCCCCAGCCACGUUCAUGAGGCUUAUUAAUUCUGUGAUUAAUGGCCUAGGUGAAUUUUCUUGUGCGUAUCUGGACGAUCUGGCCAUCUUUAGCCCUGACUGGAAGUCGCAUUUGAACCAUUUGAGAAUUGUUUUACAGCGACUGCAGGCCGCUGGACUAACCAUCAAAGCGCAGAAAUGUCAAUUUGGU